UGUUCUAAUAGAUAAAAAACAAUUUCUCACGAAUGCUUGUUCUCCGCAUACAAUAAUUUUUUAUUGAGUUGUGCAUUUUUUUUUUCUUGGAAGAAAAGAACACAGGCGCCCGGGGACAGCGAGGUAUCAACGACAUGCCGUUGCUGCAAGUAAAAGCCCGCCUAAACGCCGCCGUCCAAAAAUUAUUAGAAACGACCCCAAAGUUAUUGAAAUAUUACCAAAAGUCUCAUAUUUUUAAUAUCUCCUUUGGAAAUUACCAAAAAUCUCAGUGUCAACUACUGUCAAGGCUAUGCUUCAAACACGUUGACAAUUGAAGUGCUUCUCAUCAAGCCCCUCCCUCCCAUUCUCUGUUCCCACAACCCUAGCUCAAAAACCAUGGCCUUCUCUGCUACAUUCUUCAUCUCUUCCACACCGUCUCUCACUCUUUCUUGCAGAACUUACAGAUCAUCUCUCUUUCCAAAGCCCAUUUCGGUUAAAGCUUCUUCAACUUCUCUGGAUUACUCCACAGCCUCCGUGGCCGAUAAACCGACAAUCCCAUUAAAGUCAAAUAAUUGGGAAUGGAAAUUUAAGGACAACUCUAUAAACAUCUAUUAUGAAGAACAUGCAAAGGAGAGCUCUGAUCCUCCCAAAAAUAUCCUUAUGGUACCUACCAUUUCUGAUGUUAGCACAGUCGAAGAAUGGAGAUCAGUGGCCAGAGAUAUUGUUCAACGAGUUGGUAAAAUUAAUUGGCAGGCUACAAUUGUUGAUUGGCCUGGUUUGGGAUAUUCUGACAGGCCAAAAAUAGAUUACAAUGCCGAUAUCAUGGAGAAAUUUGUAGUUGACUUCAUAAAUGCACCAGAUAGUCCAUUGCGGUACUCAGAUGAAAAGGAUUUGGUGGUCUUUGGUGGAGGGCAUGCUGCCACAAUACUACUUCGUGCUGCAAAGAAGGGUUUGGUUAAUCCAACUGCCAUAGCAGCCGUUGCACCAACCUGGGCUGGUCCUCUUCCUAUUGUGUUUGGUCGAGACUCCAGCAUGGAAGCAAGGUAUGGAAUGCUUAGGGGCACCUUAAAAGCUCCUGGUGUGGGUUGGAUAGUGUAUAACAUGCUUGUCAGCAAUGAGAAGGCAAUUCAAUCUCAGUACAAGUCUCAUGUCUAUGCAAAUCCUGAGAAUGUGACUCCAGAUAUCGUUGAAAGUAGAUAUGCACUGACAAAACGGAAGGGCGCUCGAUAUGCACCUGCUGCUUUCUUGACAGGUCUCCUUGACCCAGUUAAAUCUCGAGAAGAGUUUCUUGAACUCUUUGCAGAUUUAGAUGGAAAGCUACCAGUUCUUGUUAUGUCAACUGAAGGAUGUCCGAAGAGGUCAAAAGCAGAGAUGGAAGCACUCAAAGGAGCCAAAGGGGUCAGUAAAUUUGUUGGGGUUCCAGGUGCUCUUCUGCCACAAGAAGAGUAUCCUACCAUGGUUGCUGAAGAGCUUUACCAGUUUUUGCAAGAAAAUUUUGAAUUCAGUGGUUGAUAUUAGUCAUGAAUACAAAUUCCAACUUUCCCCUAUCAAUUUCCAUUGAGAUAUGAUAAGAUUGCUAAUGUUACCCUGGGAAAAAAAGAGGGGGGGUGGGGCCGGGGGCGGGGGGGUGUUGAUAGACAAAUCUAUCUUUAUUACAUAUAGCUACACCACAAAAAUUUGAUUUCAGCUUUAAGCAUAUUUGGACUAUUUGUAGGCAUACAACUAUUUAUCUGAUGGCCGCCCUUGCUGUUUGUAGUCAAUGGAACCAAGUAGGCAAGUACCCUGUUAGGUAGUGGCCUAAUUUUGAUGAUUACUUCUGAGUUUAAUUACAUCAUGCGGUGAGAGCUUUAAA
This is a messenger RNA of Hevea brasiliensis (rubber tree), 1831 nucleotides long. RefSeq lists its product as uncharacterized. The transcript has 4 exons. Gene Ontology annotation, cellular component: chloroplast. The record is from RefSeq and is a predicted model, not a curated record. Lineage: Eukaryota; Viridiplantae; Streptophyta; Magnoliopsida; Malpighiales; Euphorbiaceae. The coding region runs from base 376 to 1491 and encodes 371 amino acids.